CACAUUUUUGGGCUACUGGGCCUCUUAAAAUUAUUCACAUUGGGCUACCAUGGGUUAUUGGGCUUGAUAACACGAACAAGAUUGAAACUCAUAACAUUUCUUACCCAUUCAUUACUCACACAGCUUCUUCUCGCCCGUUCUCGGCGCCUCUUUAAGUAAGCGAAAGUUUAUGUAAAUCUUUUGGGGAUAGUGGUGAUCAACAGUUAGAAGAUGAAGUACAUGAGGCCAAUAAAUUUAUUUCAAGAUCUGUUGAAGUUGAAGGCAUCGGAACGAGGGCGAUUUCUUGGUUUGGAUGUUGGAGAUAAGUACGUAGGCUUGGCAGUUUCAGAUUAUCACAACCAGAUUGCAUCACCUUUGCGUGUUCUGCUAAGGAAGAAAUCGAAUAUUGACUUGAUGGCCACUGAUUUUCAAAGUUUGAUAUCCGAAUUCUCCUUGUCAGGCUUCAUUAUUGGCUACCCAUUUUAUAGAAACAGAAACAGCCCAGAUGCCAUACAAGUAAAACUUUUUGUUGAAGACCUUUGUAAAACAGGAGUACUUGAAGGUUUGAGGUAUACUUUUUGGGAUGAGUGUUUCACGUCGAAGAUCACGGAGUUAUUGCUGAAGGAUUUAAAUUUGCAUCCAGUACAAUAUAAGUCUGCAAUAGACAAAUUUGCUGCUGUUGGAAUACUCCAGGUGAAAGAAUCUACUAACAGAUAAACUUAUCUUGUAUGGCUGAUUUGCUUAUUUCGGCAGGGUUACUUGGAUUUUGCAAAUAGACGUACAAAGCUGAAAUCGAGUGAAGACCUUUUAUGAUGAAAAAUAUGGAAUUAAACUAGUUGCACUUGCCAGUGAAACCAUGUGGAUGCCUGGGAUAGUUAUGUAAUCAGUUUUAUGUAUCCAUGGUUUUGGAUCAGGAUCAACCACCUUGAAGAAAUUAAUGGAUUUAGCUCCGCUGUAGUGCAACAUUGUAGAAUUCUGCUUGUAUUUGUUUUAUAUUAAGGGUCGUUAUAGGUCAUUUCAUCCUUUCAUACAUGCAAGAAAUUACUUGUACCCUCACUCUCUCAAAGUCUCAGUAGUGGGAUCUUGCAAUGUAGUGAUUGAAAAAGAAUUUUGGAGGGUUGAAAUUUGUAAUGGGCCCUUCCUCCAUCCUUCUUUUUGGUAAUUACUGUAUAAUUAUCAUAUCGAUAUCUGGUGGGGACCACAGCAACGUUUGCUGAAUAAAGUUGAAGUCUUAAUUAGGA
Molecule: messenger RNA, 1220 nt
Organism: Daucus carota subsp. sativus
Lineage: Eukaryota; Viridiplantae; Streptophyta; Magnoliopsida; Apiales; Apiaceae
Exons: 7
Coding region: 211-696 (161 amino acids)
Biological process (GO): rRNA 5'-end processing
Source: RefSeq, a predicted model, not a curated record